Molecule: messenger RNA, 3190 nt
Organism: Homalodisca vitripennis (glassy-winged sharpshooter)
Lineage: Eukaryota; Metazoa; Arthropoda; Insecta; Hemiptera; Cicadellidae
Gene: Usp5
Product: ubiquitin carboxyl-terminal hydrolase 5
Exons: 14
Coding region: 171-2588 (805 amino acids)
Biological process (GO): protein deubiquitination
Molecular function (GO): cysteine-type deubiquitinase activity; zinc ion binding; protein binding
Source: RefSeq, a predicted model, not a curated record
CACACUGUUCACGAAGAAGCGUGAUCGAACGAAGCAAUCCGGAAUCCGUCCGAUGAUUCGAGGUUUUUAGUGAUUGAAAAAAUUAACAAGGUAUUUUAGGUUAACUUCGUACUUCGUAUACAAACAUUAUAUCCACCAAACUGAAACGCAAAGAAUUUUGUUGCAGCUCGAUGGACGACCUUUUUUUAAGCAAUUUAAAUCAACAUUUAGAGGGAAUAUUAAUUCCCCAUGAUGGUGAUAAAAUUUACAAAGAAGAGUGUGUGUUCUCUUUUGACACACCGGAAAGUGAGACUGGCCUGUAUGUUUGUCUAAAAACAUUUCUUGGAUUUGGCCGGGAACAUGUGGAAAGAAGUUUUUCAAGAACAGGAAACCCUGUAUUCCUGCACAUUCGCAGAGAGAAAACCGAGGUGAAGCCAACGACAGUAGCGGGUGAUGGGCCUGAGAAGAAGGUGACUCGUCUUGCUAUUGGAGUUGAGGGGGGCUUCAACGCUGAUGUUGGCCGCCAGUUUGAGACUAAAGAGACUUACAGCCUCGUCAUCGUGCCCAAGUUCCUUACACUAGAGUGGCCUAAUAAUAACUUGCCUUUGGUGGUACAACAGAGUGUCCAAGGUAUACUGGACGCAGAGUCUGCCACUAAACUUGCAGAAUUGGAAGCGUUGGCAGGGACUUGGGAUGGAGAGGUUCGCCGAGUUUCAAGGCAUGCGGAGAACCUCCUCCAGUUGGACAACGGAAUUAAAAUCCCUCCAAGCGGAUGGCAAUGUUCCAAGUGUGACCUCAACAGCAACUUGUGGCUCAACCUUACUGACGGUACGAUCCUGUGUGGCCGUAAGUUCUACGACGGCACUGGUGGCAACGACCAUGCUGUGCAUCAUUACAAGGAUACUGGAUAUCCGUUGGCGGUAAAGCUAGGAACGAUAACCAAGGAUGGCAAGGGUGACGUCUGGAGUUAUGUAGAGGAUGAUAUGGUGGAAGAUCCUUAUUUGGUCAAACAUCUGGCGCACUGGGGGAUCAACGCUGCUGUACUUGAAAAGACAGACAAGUCCAUGAUAGAGCUGGAACUGGACUGUAACCAGAGGCUGGGGGAAUGGUCAGCACUGCAGGAGUCCAAUAGCGAACUGAGACCUCUCUACGGUCCUGGGUACACUGGACUUAUCAACCUUGGAAACUCCUGCUACUUCAACAGUGUCAUGCAAGUCGUCUUCUUCGUUCAGGACUUUGUACAGAGAUACGUUGAAGCAGCUCCUACAGUAUUCGGGAAUUCUCCACCCAAUCCAGCCACUGACUUCCAUGUUCAAAUGGCUAAACUGGGAUGUGGUCUACUCUCUGGGAAGUACUCCGAGCCACCUCCUGAGUCCUCCAAGGAUAAAUACUCUAAAGGGAUAUCUCCGCACAUGUUUAAGAACCUGGUUUGCAAAGGCCACCCGGAUUUCUCCACCAAACACCAACAGGAUGCGCAGGAGUUCUUUCUACACUUCAUCACAACUCUGCAAAGAAACUGCCGACUGACAGGACCAGAUCCCAGUGAGUGCUUCAAGUUCCAGGUGGAGGACCGGUUCGUCUGUCAGGGCAGUGGUAAGGUGAAGGUGAGUCAUCGCACCGAGUACUGCCUGCCACUGCCUAUCCCUACGGAUGCUGCGGAGAACAUUGCGGAAGUGGCGGAGUGGCGGAAACGCAAAGAUGAGGCAGAAGCCAGUGGUCUUCGGUUAGAUCCCAAUGAUGAAGUCAGGCUCAAGCUGAGACUGUCUAACUGCCUUGAAGCUUUUGCCAAAGAAGAAAUCGUUGAGCAAUUUUUCAGCACUGCCCUCAAUGCAAAAACCACUGCCAAAAAGACGACACGACUGGCGACGUUUCCAGACUAUCUAUUGCUGCACCUAAAGAAGUUCACAAUGCGUGAGGAUUGGACUCCGAUAAAGCUUGAUGUCGCUGUGGAUAUGCCUGACACCGUGGACCUGUCUGCACUGAGAGGCCAAGGGCUAAGGGAGGGUGAAGAGCCACUGCCGGACCUCCAGGGAGACCCUCCCCCAGUCCAAUUGAACAAGGAGAUAGUCCAGAGCCUGAUGGAAAUGGGCUUUCCCCUGGAGAGUAGUAAGAAGGCAGCGUAUUUCACGCUGAAUCAGGGGCUCGAGCAGGCCACCGAUUGGAUCAUGGAACACAUCGGCGAUUCUGACUUUGCUGACCCCUUCGUGCCGCCAGGGAUGAAUAAAUCGUCCUCUCAAGCUUUCACACCCAACGAGGAAGCAGUGGAGAUGAUUGGGAACAUGGGAUUCAGCCGAGCACAAGCUGUGAAGGCGCUGAAAGCCACCGACAACAACGUGGAGCGUGCAAUUGACUGGAUCUUCAGCCACGCGGCCGAAUUGGACAGUUCGGGUCAAGACAGUCCCCCGGCUGCACCUGAGUUUCGUGAUGGCAACGGAGUUUACAAACUGGUUGCAUUCAUAUCACACAUGGGUUCGUCCACAAUGGUUGGUCACUAUGUGUGUCACAUACUGCGUGAUGGGCACUGGGUCAUAUACAAUGACGAGAAGGUUGCGCUUUCCGAGAAUCCUCCUCAACAACUCGGCUACCUAUAUCUGUACCGUCGAGUUUAACCCACAAAAUACGCAAUCAGUUUGUAAAUGUAAGAAUGUUCUCAAUUCGGCUAGUUCUACGGUCACCUAUUGGUCAGCCGAAUUUCCAAAACUUUGAGUGAGCCUGUGAUUUGUAAAAAACCUAGUUCCGGUGAAUUAAAUAUCAUAGAAAUUUUAUGACUAUACUUUAUAAAUAUACAAUAUUUUAUGUGUUUGUGGGUUAUAACCUAUAAGAAAACUUAUAUUACCUCUAGUUGCUAUUUUAAAAUUACUUUUAUUCAAGACUGAUUGAAGUAUUUUGCCUAUCUAAACUAAAAAUUGAGGCACUGCUGAACUUUUAGGAUCCAAGAUUUAUACAAAUUUAGUGAUUUAUAUUUAACAAUUAUGAGUUUUUGUUGUAAGAUAAUAAUAAAAAAUUACAAAAUAUUAUUUGCUUAAGUGAGAAAAUUCAGUAUGUAUUUUAAUUUUAUAUGUAAAUGGUUUCAUUUUAGUAAAAAAGUCAACAGCUUAAAUGACAACCUAUGUUUUUUAUUCAGUAUAAAAUUAUAAAAACACCAUACUUAAGUAGAUUUAUUGUGGUACUAAAAACAUUGUAAAUGAAAAUUCAAGUUUUCUAUCAUGCA